Messenger RNA from Funneliformis geosporum, 869 nucleotides. The record is from the annotation of a GenBank genome assembly. NCBI's taxonomy places the organism in Eukaryota, Fungi, Glomeromycota, Glomeromycetes, Glomerales, Glomeraceae.
CGUCAACAAAUCCUUCCCCCGUUGUCCUUCCGUGCCGACGAGGGCGCGUAAAAGAAAUAUUAGCAAUUAUGAAAAGAAGAGAAUUAAAGGAAGUUAUGAAGCAUAAUCAAAGAAGAUUGUUAGAGAGAGUUAAGAAGUUAGAGCAAGCGGUGGAGGAGAUUUGGGGCAACUGUGAGUGCGUGAGAAAAAGAACGAAGGUUGAGGAGAAAUACUCUGCUUCUACUUGCGGAGACUGCGGACAUAGUUAUGGGUUGUGUAUCUGUGAACCCGAAGAAUCCCGAGAACAUGAAUGUGGCCGAGAAUGCCCGACUGCUCCUUGUGUUAUUUGUGAUGGAGAAGUUAAAGAAAAAGGAGUGUUUUAUCAAGGGGAGCUUUAUAUUUUCUUUUAUGACCUAUUCUCUUAUAAAAAAGCCCGGGGUGGACGAGCCAAAACGGUGAGUGAGAUUGUUUAUGAGGAAGCUAUUCCGAUUGACCAAGAGUUUUUAGCGCGGGAGCAGUUUAAUUUCCGAGAUUUAGUGGAUAGGAUUUUUGAAGAGGAAGGAAGUUUAUGGGCAGCUAAAAGGGAAGCCGAGGAGUUAUUAAGUAAGAAGGAUAAAACGGGGGUAAAGGUAUGGAGCAAGGAUGGACAAUGGUUUUUAUAUAUUAAUUUGGUGAAGCCAAGGGAGGAUGUUCAUAGUUUAGCUUUGGAAGAAAGAAUCAAUCCUAGUUUACGGAAUUGGGAUGAGUUUAUGGUGGCUCGGCCGAAAAACCGGAAUGUUAAGGAGACUACUAAGGAUUUGGUUAAUUUUUGCUUUUCUUUGGAGGAGAAAGCCAAAAGUAAGUUAAAGAAUUGUCGUUUGCGGGAAAAGGAGAAAUUGUUGGGGAAGUGA